AUGGCGGAUCUGUCGCUGACAUGUUGGUUUCAUCCGGGCAUGAAGCUGCCGGCCUGUCUGGCUGCGGUCGACAUGAAGGACUAUCCUUUCAAAGUAGCCGGCGACAUUCUCAUCAUGGAGUUGAUGGAAAAGGUGGAGGCCUUCGUAGAAGAGGUCUGCGACAAGUCGGGUGAGCCAGUCCAGUUCCAGAUUCAGGUGCUGUGGAACUCGAAGAACAACAAGAAGGCCCUGAAUCCUGGAGACAAAGUGGGAGGGAACUUCGUGGAUGGGGACACUUUCGGAAUUCAUGGCGACCUAGUCACGGCGCCAAAGAGCUACCCCAAAAUACCUGACGAGCAGAAGCUGCCAGUCACUAUCCUUACAGGCUUCCUCGGAGCUGGCAAGACGACGCUCUUAAACUACAUCUUGCAGGAGCAGAGAGAAAAGAAGAUUGCCGUUAUCGAAAACGAGUUCGGGGAAGUUUCCAUCGAUGACCUGUUGUUGAAGAAGGAUAAGUUUGCUUUUGCUGAGAAGGUAGUCGUGAUGGACAAUGGUUGCAUGUGCUGCACCAUCCGUGGGGAUCUCAUCGAUGGCUUCAGGCAGAUUCUGGACGAAGUUGAGAAGGGUGCCAAGCUCGAUCAAAUCAUCAUUGAGACCACAGGCAUGGCCGACCCUGUCCCGAUCGUUCGGACGUUCAUGACCUCAGAAGAGAUUAGCUCCCGCUUGCGGCUGGAUGGGGUCAUCACAGUUGCAGAUGCGAAGAAUGUCUUGAAAAGGCUGGACGAUGAGGUGGAGGAGGAUCGUGUCAACGAAGCCUACCAACAGGUGGCUUUCUGUGACAAGAUACUGCUGAACAAGCUCGACCUCGUUUCGUCUGAAGAAGCCAUUCAGACGAAGGAGAGGUUGCGAGAAAUCAACGCCUUUGCCAAAAUAGUUCCUGCAGUUCGGGGUAGAGUCAAGCUUUCCGAGCUGACCAACAUUCGAGCCCAUGACAUGUCAAAUUUCGUGCAUGCCGACAUUGAGAAGGAGGCCAUGGGGAAAAUGGCGAACAUGGGGGGCAUGGCGGCCAUGGUGGCCAUGGUGGCCAUGGUGGCCAUGGCGAAGGUCACGAUGCUGACUGCACUGAGGACCACGGCCAUGAAGGCCAUGGCGGCCAUGGCGGCCAUGGCGGUGGACACGAAGGUGGCCAUGCUGUUGGACAUGACAGUGGCCACGGCGGUGGCCACGGGGAGGAGCAGGCACGACAGCCGAGUCAACUCCUUCUCGGUUGUGCGGGAAGGAGAAGUUUUGCCUGAGAAGCUGGGCAAGUUGAUGGAGACUCUUGGAACGCUGCCCCCGGAGCAAGGUGUGAUCUUCCGAAUCAAGGGCAUCCUCGCAGUCAAGAACCAUCCAUUCAAGCAUGUCUUUCAUGCGGUGAUGGACGUCAGUGACGAGGAUGAUGCGGAAGCCUGGGCUCCUGGAGAGAAACGAAUAACCAAGAUGGUGUUCAUUGGAAAAAAGUUGGAUAAGCCGUUCAUCCGGAAAAUCUUCGAAGACUGCUUCGAGAAGUGA
Messenger RNA from Symbiodinium natans, 1530 nucleotides. The record is from the annotation of a GenBank genome assembly. Lineage: Eukaryota; Dinophyceae; Suessiales; Symbiodiniaceae.